CUUUCGCUCUGGCUGGCGUGUGAGUCUGGGAACGAAGGCUUUUGCUGAGCGGGACAGCGAAGGCUAUUGCUAAGCGGAAGUCAAAGAAAGACCUUACGGAGAGGUCUGUGGGAGGCACUAGACUGAAAGGAAGCUGCCGCAAGGAGCACCAAACCAGAUGCCUUCUUCUAUUUCAUCAGAUCAAGAUGACUUGGAGACCUGUAUACUAAAAAUUUUUAACCUGGAUUUAAAGGAUACAAGUCUUACUAGUCCCAGCAGCAAUCUCAAAGCAGAGUUAGAUGGCAAUACAAAGAAGAAAUACUCAUUUGCAAAGAAAAAGGCCUUUGCCCUUUUUGUCAAAACCAAGCAAGUUCCAACCCUUUCUUUGGAAUGUGAGGAAAGCCAGUGGAAGUGCUGUCAGCAUCUAUUCACAGACCAAACCAGCAUCCACAGACAUGUGGCAACACAACAUGGUGAUGAAAUUUAUCUCCAGACUGCUGCUAUUUUAAAGCAACUGGCCGCCAAUUUGAGUGCCUCAAAGAGCCUUGUGUCUGCACACCAAAAGAACUCUCCAGAAGAGUCCUUCACUCAUAGCCAUGAAGUAUCUGCGUGGCUCCCUGACAUCAGCCGCUUUAGCACUGAUGAGCUAAUGAGUGGCCAGGGCAGUGAGGAAGGGGAGGUGCUACUUUAUUACUGCUACCGGGACCUGGAGGAGCCCUAUCGGAUCUGUGCCUGGCAGACAGCUCUGUGUGAGCAUCUGCACCUCACUGGCAAGGUUCGAAUUGCUACUGAAGGAAUCAAUGGGACGGUUGGAGGAAGCAAACUGGCCACCAGACUCUACGUGGAAGUCAUGCUUUCUUGCCCAUUAUUUAAGGAUUAUCUGUGUAAAGAUGACUUUAAGACCAGCAAAGGAGGAGCUCACUGUUUUCCAGAAUUGCGUGUUGGUGUAUUUGAAGAAAUCGUGCCCAUGGGGAUCAGCCCCAGUAAGAUCUCCUACAAGAAGCCCGGAAUCCAUUUAUCACCAGGUGAAUUUCAUAAAGAAGUAGAGAAAUUCUUAUCUCAGGCAAAUCAAGAACAAAGUGAUACUAUUCUACUAGAUUGCAGAAACUUCUAUGAAAGCAAAAUAGGGCGAUUUCAGGGCUGCUUAGCCCCAGACAUAAGGAAAUUCAGUUAUUUCCCUAGCUACGUUGACAAAAAUCUAGAACUUUUCAGAGAGAAGAAGGUGCUGAUGUACUGUACCGGGGGGAUCCGUUGUGAGCGUGGUUCAGCGUACCUCAAAGCCAAGGGAGUGUGUAAGGAAGUGUUCCAGCUCAAGGGCGGCAUCCACAAGUACCUGGAAGAGUUUCCCAAUGGUUUUUACAAAGGGAAGCUGUUUGUUUUUGAUGAGCGCUAUGCCCUGUCCUACAACAGUGCUGUGGUGUCAGAAUGCUCAUACUGUGGGGCUCAGUGGGACCAGUAUAAACUCUGCUCCACUCCUCAAUGCCGCCAGCUUGUUCUGAUCUGCCCUGCCUGUCAAGGACAAGGAUUCACAGCCUGUUGUGUCAUGUGUCAAGACAAAGGGAACAGGCAGGCUUCAGACCUUCCCCAGGAUAGCUUUAAAGAGGAGUGUGAGUGCACAGCCCGGCGGCCACGCAUCCCGAGGGAAAUCUCUCAGCCUGGUCCACUCCCUGUGAGCCCAGAUGUUGGCGAGGAUCCUUUGCUUGUAUGAGCAUUUGCCAGAUCUUCACAAAGUCGUUGGGGUCUAUUAGGAGAAUGUCAAGGCUACAGAAACCAAUUGGAGAUUUGGCGCUCAGUGCCACCAUAGCAAACUGGUCACCAUGUUGGUCGCAUACACUUUACAAGAGAAGAGGGAUAGGAAGUGUUGGCCACUUACCUGAACCAUCCUGGUUCAGAACAUGCUAGCACACA
Molecule: messenger RNA, 1887 nt
Organism: Dipodomys spectabilis (banner-tailed kangaroo rat)
Lineage: Eukaryota; Metazoa; Chordata; Mammalia; Rodentia; Heteromyidae
Gene: Tstd2
Product: thiosulfate sulfurtransferase like domain containing 2
Exons: 10
Coding region: 158-1687 (509 amino acids)
Source: RefSeq, a predicted model, not a curated record